GGAAGGCUUGAGUGGCAGGCGGGAGAGGGAGCAAGAUGGCGUCGGAAGGCGACUUGGGGAGGAAGUGGGACCGGUGCCUGGCUGACUCCGCCGUCAAGCUGGGUGCUGGUUUUGGCCUGGGCAUUGUCUUCUCAGUCAUCUUCUUCAAAAGGAAGACCUGGCCCAUUGCGUUUGGCUCCGGGACGGGCCUGGGCAUGGCUUACUCCAACUGCCAGCACGAUUUCCGGUCCCCGCACCUCCUCCACGGGAGAUUCGUCAAGGAGCAAUGACAGAGAGGAAGAAAGCAAGGCUCGGGGUCUCCUCGUCAUCGUUGUCAUCUUCCCGAAAAGGUCCAAGCGCCCCACUGACCACUGCCUUGGGGACCGUCCACCCGCUCUCGGGAACCCAAUCACGUUUUGUAUUCAAAGCCGAGGAAAGGUGCUGCUCUUCCGGGAAAUAAAGCAAAAAGAUGUUGACGCACAA
Molecule: messenger RNA, 462 nt
Organism: Anolis sagrei ordinatus
Lineage: Eukaryota; Metazoa; Chordata; Lepidosauria; Squamata; Anolidae
Gene: MICOS10
Product: mitochondrial contact site and cristae organizing system subunit 10
Cellular component (GO): mitochondrion; mitochondrial inner membrane; MICOS complex
Source: RefSeq, a predicted model, not a curated record